CUCACCAGAGACGAUCUCUGAUGACCAGAACGAGUAUUUCAGCGACUGACUCUUUCGGAUAUUGUCGAAUUAUCAGACUCGAUCAGUGAUGAACAACGAGAAUAUGUCACUUAAGCGCCUGUUCCAAUUACAGCAGAAGAAACUGAUAUACGAUUUACUUAAAUAAAUCGACCUGAUGUUAAAGUCGCUAAGUUCGGAAUCCGAUAAAAGAGAAUGGAAGCGUCGCUUCAGUUUAAAGGAAGGUCGGAAGCGUGAUACGGAAUUGUCGAUAAGACGUGGCUGUAACAGACGGUGGACCAGCUUACGCCAACAUACAAAAACAGACAAUCUUCGUCUGACAGAACCUUCAACUCCUUCUUCUGCGUCUACUACGAGUCCUUUCAUUGACCCCCCUAGGAAAAGCAACUGGCAGGUUAUUGAACAUUUCGGAUCGUCAAGCAAGGUUGGCAGCUUACGGUCUUACACAAUCCGCGAAAAUGGCACAGCACCCUCAUCCACGUCGGACAAGGAAGGCUUGGACGUCCAUCAGCUCGUCACCAACAAAAAAUCAAGCACUUCAAUUGCCUACCAAAUUAAAAAAAUAUUUAAGAACAUUUGCACAACACCCCAAUUUUCUGAUCCCCAGGUAGAAAUGCUAUACCAGCGGUAUUUUCUAAAAAUGAAUCAAAGCAAUAUGACGAGUCUUAUAUCGCUGUUAUUAUUGUUUUGUGUAGGUAUUUUUAUUUUAACUAGCAUUGAUCUACUUCCGAAGGAAAGCAGAGUUACAUCAGAUCGACUCAAUAAGCUCUUGGGAUUUUUGUGUACGUCAGGAUCGUGUGUCGUUAUUUACGGAAUACUUCUAACUAUUUUAUCUCGACCAGCUAUGAAUGAGGUGUACUUAAUUAUAAUCUCGUACUUUAUACUGUCGACAUUUCUCGCAUUGCAGAUUUGUACAUUAAUAUAUUCUGGAUGGGAGAGACCAAUUGCAGGCACAAUAAUUACAUUAACAUGUACAUAUCUCACGUACGCCCUACUCCCAAUACGAUUAAAGGACGCGUUGCUCUCCGGCUUUGUCCUCGCAGGAAUUGACAUCCUUAGCUUAAUAUAUCUUAGUCUGCGAUCUACAUCUGAGAUUGAAAGCUGCGUAAUAAUUCUUAUGUGCGGAAAUAUAGUCGGCACAUGUACCCAUUAUCCUAGAGAAAUCGCUCAGAGGAAGGCGUUUUUAGAAACACGUCAAUGUAUCGAAGCUAGACUGAAGAUACAACGCGAAAAUCAGCAACAG
Messenger RNA from Photinus pyralis (common eastern firefly), 1261 nucleotides. Its product is annotated as adenylate cyclase type 5-like. The record is from RefSeq and is a predicted model, not a curated record. Gene Ontology annotation, molecular function: adenylate cyclase activity. Gene Ontology annotation, cellular component: plasma membrane. Gene Ontology annotation, biological process: cAMP biosynthetic process; adenylate cyclase-activating G protein-coupled receptor signaling pathway; intracellular signal transduction. NCBI's taxonomy places the organism in Eukaryota, Metazoa, Arthropoda, Insecta, Coleoptera, Lampyridae.